This is a messenger RNA of Podospora anserina S mat+, 930 nucleotides long. RefSeq lists its product as uncharacterized. The record is from RefSeq and is a predicted model, not a curated record. Gene Ontology annotation, biological process: fatty acid biosynthetic process; secondary metabolite biosynthetic process. Gene Ontology annotation, molecular function: oxidoreductase activity; fatty acid synthase activity. NCBI's taxonomy places the organism in Eukaryota, Fungi, Ascomycota, Sordariomycetes, Sordariales, Podosporaceae. The coding region runs from base 1 to 930 and encodes 309 amino acids. The transcript has 2 exons.
AUGAUAAUGGCGAGGUAUGGGAUUCCGAGGGAGAGGGUGCUGUACAGUAGGGACCUUUCCUUUGCGGGGGAGGUCAGGAGGUUGACUGCGGGGAGGGGGGUGGACGUGGUGCUUAAUAGUUUGGCGGGGGAUGCGCUGGUGGUGUCGUGGGAGUGCGUUGCGCCGUUUGGGCGGUUUGUCGAGAUUGGGAAGAGGGAUAUCUUUUCCCAUGGGGAGAUUGCCCAUGUACCAGUUUGCAAAGAAUGUAUCGUUUUGCGCGGUGGAUUUGAGAGCUGUGUCGGGUGGUGGCGAUGGGGAAUUGACAGGGGCUGUUGUUCCAAGGGGUGGCAGUUCGAAGGGGAUGGGAGGUAUGUCAUUGCCGGGGGCUUGGGUGCCAUGGGCCGGGUUAUUGCGGAGUGGAUGGCGGCGAAGGGGGUUGGGCACCUGGUUCUGCUGUCACGGUCCGGAGCUACGUCAGCAGAGGCGUUGGCCUUCAUUGAACGUUUGCAGAGCCAAGGGGCUGCCAUCUACUCCCCCGUCUGUGAUGCUGCCGACGGAGAAUCGCUCCGUGCGGUUUUGGAUCGCUGUAAGGCUCACAUGCCACCCAUCAAAGGCUGUAUCCAGGUAGCCACGGUACUCCGAGAUAGCUUCUUCGAGGACAUGGACCACGAAUCUUGGUCUGUCCCUCUGAAAUCAAAGAUUGACGCAUCAUGGAGCCUGCACAAACAGCUCACUGCAAACCUGGACUUUUUCGUCUUGUUCUCGUCAGUCGCCGCCAUCAUCGGCUCACAGGCCCAAGCAAACUACGCAGCAGGAAACACCUUCCAGGAUGAACUGUCUCGCCACCGCAUCAGUAAAGGCCUCCGUACACUCUCGGUCAACUUGAGUCUUGUCGGCGGCCUGUCGGGUUCUCGGCCGAGCAUCCCAAUCUGGCGCAGCAGUUCAUCUUGA